Messenger RNA from Glycine soja, 3243 nucleotides. RefSeq lists its product as uncharacterized. Bases 7 to 3243 code for a protein of 1078 amino acids. The record is from RefSeq and is a predicted model, not a curated record. NCBI's taxonomy places the organism in Eukaryota, Viridiplantae, Streptophyta, Magnoliopsida, Fabales, Fabaceae. The transcript has a single exon.
UCUCCCAUGACCAACAUGACGUUGGCAAGUUCGACCACGUCAGCGUCUGCUUUUGCCCCUUGGAACAAUCCUAGUUUAGGGAAUCCCAGUGGAAGUCCCUUUCGACCGCCUCAAAAUCCUCUAUAUGGCAUGCCUACAUCUUUGAUGGUAGGGUUGCAAAAUUCUCAACCAAACAUAGAGAAUCUUAAUAUGGCCUCUCCAUCAGGAUCUGUAGCGGGCAAUCAAGGUAGGGUAAUUCCGCAACAUUUAACUAAUACAUCCGUUUUGUCACUCAGACAACAAAUGGAUGAAAGUAACCAUGAUAUGGUUAACAUGUUAACACAACAAAUAGGAACUGUUAUUAACCCUUUAAUUCAAAAUACAAAUGACAGUUACCAAACGUUAACAAAUCAAAUAAGUCGAAUUGCUGACUUUUUUGGGGCACCACCCAUACAGCAACCACCGAUUCGACAGAUCCAAAUACAGGCGCCUGUCCAAGAGAUACAGAUGCCUAAUAACCCCGGGAUGCAAAUGGCUCAAGCACCACAACCAGCGGCACGCAUAGAGCCACCAGUCCAACAGGUCGAACCAAACCCUGGUAUAGUAUUGGUAAAUAGGAACCAAAAUGCUGAUGAAGUAAUAGGGAAUAUUCAACAAAACCGUUUCGAUAUGCAGAAUAACCUAGCCCAAAUGGUCGAAACGAUUUUGGUGCAGAAUGGUUUGAACUUAGGCUUACAUAGGCCUAAUUUUGUGUCUCCAUUAUCUGAGUAUGUGUUACAGACAGAAUUACCAAGGGGUGUGAAAAUCCCUAAGUUUACCAAGUUUGCGGGAGAGACAAAUGAGUCCACUGUCGAACACGUUGCUAGAUAUUUGGUCGAAGCAGGGGAUUUGGCUAAUAAUGAAAAUUUAAGAAUGAAAUUUUUCCCUAGUUCCUUGACUAAAAAUGCUUUUACAUGGUUUACAACCCUUCCUCCUCAUUCCAUACAUAAUUGGAACCAAUUGGAAAGGAUUUUCCAUGAGCAAUUUUAUAUGGGACAGUCUAAGAUCAGCCUUAAAGAGUUAGCCAGCGUUCGACGCAAGGCACUUGAAUCAAUUGAUGAUUAUUUGAACAGAUUCAGACUCUUAAAGGCAAGGUGUUUCACCCAAGUCCCUGAACAUGAAUUAGUCGAAAUGGCUGCUGGUGGCCUAGACUAUUCGAUUAGAAAGAAAUUAGAUACCCAGUAUUUAAGGGAUAUGGCUCAAUUGGCUGAUAGAGUUCGACAACUCGAACGGUUGAAGGCCGAAAAGGCUAGAAAUUCUAAAUUCCACAAGAAGGAAAAGGUUGCAUAUGUCGAAACCAAUGACAGUGACCAGGAGUUCGAUAUUAUUUAUGAAGAUAUCGAAGACAGUGAGGUUGAUUUAGCAGAAUUAAAACCUGGACCUCCUUAUGUUUGUAAACUCCUUAGACCUUCCAAUGGAAAAAACCCUGUUGAACCUAAAAAUGAUAAAUUUGUGUCUAAAACUUAUACAUUUGACAUAACUAAAUGUGAUGAAAUAUUUGAUUUAUUAGUCACAGAUGGCCAGAUUGUUGUUCCUAAGGGCUUGAAAGUACCCCCAAUCGAACAACAGAAAAAAAGGGGUUAUUGUAAAUUUCAUAAUUUCCUUGGCCAUAAAACCUCACGUUGUGUUCUUUUCAGGGAUUUGGUUCAAAAGGCUCUUGACGAAGGAAGGCUAAAAUUUGGUGAGAAACCAAAGGUUGUUCAGGCAAAUGCUGAAACAUCCAAAGCUGCCGAAACUCUCUAUGCGGAGCCCCAAGAAAUAAUGAUGGUCGAAACAAUGGAGGUGUCCCAUGUGCAAGUUCAGGAUGUAUCUGAAGAGGAUUACAACGAACAGAUGAAGGUUGUUUAUCCUCAGGCUGAGGAGGAGUUAAUUGAUUUCUUGAACAGAUGCAAACUCGAAAAUAAGAUUGUGAUGCUCUGCCCUCGCUGCAGUGCAGUAUGUGAUAAGGAGGCUACUGAGGGCCUCAAGAAAUACCAAGUUGUUAACAAGGGGGCAAGGCAGAACCAACGUUUCGAUAAAGGCAAAAGAGUUAUGGUGCAGUCGAAUACUAAUCAGAAGUCAGGUCGAAGGAAUACUUUCGCUCCUCCUGGUUCAGUGCCGGUCGAAAAAUGGAUGCACCAGGGACUCAUAAGGUUCAACAAAGGGAUUAUGGAAGUAGGUGGUUCGAGUGGAACGAAGCAAAUUGGCCCACAGGAGGCCAAUAGGUACUCGUAUAGGAACAAUUACAAAGGAAAGAAUCCUAUGACGAGGACCCAAUGGCGUAGGUUCCAGCGUCAGAAGAAAUUGGCCCAGCAGAACCCGCAAAUGGGCCAAUAUAAAGAAGUAUUUAGGAGGCCAGUAAAGGAGAGACUCCUGCCUCCGGUGGAUGAAGAUAAGAUGGAGGAUGAGGAUCUACUGGAUUCUGAGCCAGAUUUCGAUGUCAUCUGUGUGGUAUCUAUCUUGCCAUCUGAAUAUGAUGUCCAAUCUGAAGUUACUGAGAUCGAAAGUGAGUUCGAUCAUUUUGAUAUGGCUGACCCAAAGCCAGUAUGUUACUAUGUUAUGAAUAAUGGCUGUGUGGAAGAGCAAGUAGCUUAUUUCGAAAAGCCAGAUUUUCAGAUGAAAAGUCAUCUCAAACCUCUUUUCAUCAGAGCAAAAGUUGAGAAUGUUGGAAUCAACAAAGUGCUCAUUGAUGGAGGAGCGGCUGUCAACUUAAUGCCUCGAUCUAUGCUCUACAAGAUCGGGAAACAUGACACUGAUCUAUCUGCCCACAACAUUGUGCUUUCGAAUUAUGAGGGUAAAACUGGCUAUUCUUUGGGAGCCAUUCAAGUAGAUGUUGCUGUAGGCAGUAUAGUUCGACCAACUCUUUUCCUGGUGAUACAGUCUAAGGCUAAUUUUAACUUGCUAUUAGGAAGGGAGUGGAUUCAUGGAGUUGGAGCUGUGCCAUCUACCCUUCACCAGAAGCUCAUUAUCUGGAGGGAAGAUGGGAUUGUGGAAAAUAUAGAGGCGGAUCAAAGCUUCUAUAAGUCAGAGGUCGAUAAUGUUACUGCACAAACCUUUGACAAAAAGUUGGCUAACAUAGCGCCUUGUGGUGACAAGGAGGCUGUUGUCGAAUCGAGUGACAAUGUUGUCCACUCUGUCAAACUCCAUCCUACUUAUGGGUUUAUAUGGGAGAGGGAGGAAAUUAAUGAUGUUCCCUCUGAAGAUGGAGUCAUUCCACCAACUGGGUGGAAUAUAUAUGAAGAUUAA